CGAUUGGUUCUCCAAGGAGCAAAGCGUCAUCUGAGCAAACGACGCUGCCUGCCAACCACUAUAAAUACAAGACCAAUUUCCAUCAAAUUCAUCAUUCUUCAACAGUCACCCGACCUGUGAAGUCUUUCUGACCCUUCUCCUCUCCCCACCAGCUUCACCCUUGUAAAGUUUUCAGAUCAUCAGAAUUUUCAAAGCCAUAACCAAUUUUUCCAGCAUUUUGCAAGUAUUUACUGAGAGGAAGAAUUUUUUUUUCAAUUUUUCGAAAACCAAGAAAAUGGAAAACAACCCAAAUAACCCAAAUAAAAGAUUCAUCUUUUACCCUCCUCCCGUUGCCGGUCCGUCCUUUCGAGCAAUUCGACCGCCCAACGGAGUCUUUGCAAUAAGCUCACACCCCCCAGUAUUUCGACAUCCUAAUUUUCCUCCAGUUUCGUCUAUUUUUACAAGUUCGAAUCCAGUUUACGUCCCUCGUCAACCUUACGGACGUGGUCAAUCGUAUCAAUUACAUCUAAAACAACAGGUGGCCAAAGAUGACGGAUGGGCAUGGAACAACCAAGAAGUAGUCAAAACCUACAUGCCAAAACCCAAGAGACCGAGAGUGACCUUUCCUGAAGAUAACCAUUACGACAAUUUCGACGGGGUGGAUCGAUACAAAGCUAUGCAGACUGGACUUCGCUCGGAUCUCUUCAACUACUUCACAUAUGAGGACUUUGGCGUUGGCUCGUUCGAUAAUUUGGCUGCCACGAUGUACGACUUGACGCAUGAUGGAGGAAUUAAGAAGCAGGUUAUGAAGGAAGGCUCUGAGACGGAACUCAUUCCCCCAGAAGGAUACAUUUGGAUGCAUUACAUCACCUUCGUAGAAGGAAAUGAAGAACCGAUCGACUCGACCGGUAGCAGGGAACUCUUAGGAUCGCACAAAUUGGGCAAAGGCGAACUCCUCCUUGGAGUUGAAUUCGGUGUGAAAACCAUGAGGGUCGGUGAAAUUUCAAAGUUUCUGUUCGAGCCUGAGUAUGCCUACGGAAAACUUGGAUGCCCAACAGUGAUCCCUUCGAACUCUCGAAUUUUAAUGGUGAUCGAAAUGGUGCGAGCUUCUGCUGUCCCCUUGAAGAAGCCAAUUUUCCAAAUGUCCUCUCGACAAAGGGCAGAGCACAGCUUCGAAGAGAUUUACAAAUGUGCGGACGAGUUGCGAGAGGCUGGAAAUUCCAAAGUUAAAUUUAGCAUGUAUCCCGAAGCAAUUGAAAGAUAUGAAAAAGCGUUGGAAAUUUUGGAGGAGGCGAUUGUAUUCGAAAAGGCGCAAGACGACGCACGCCGUGAACUGAUGUACAAGCUGUUCUCGAACUCUGCUCUCUGUCACCUUCGCAUUGACCAACCUGCUCAAGCCGCUGUCGCCUGCAAAGCAGCCUUGAAGCCGAACAUGCCGGCUCCAAAAAAUGGAAAAGUGUACUUCAGAUACGCAGAAGCAAAUUAUCAAUUGAGGAAGUACGAAGAAGCUUGGAAAUAUAUCAAACUUGCUCUUCAGUUCGACCCCAACGAUUUCGCCCUCCUCGUGUUCCGUCAACAGGUAGAAGAACGUAUCCAGAAAGACAAGAAGGAAUUGGAUGACUUGUACAGAAGGAUGUAUCCUAAUUAUCAGUAGUUGUUAUUUACUACUUAUUGUUGAUUGUUCGUUAGAAGCUUUGAUUGAUCUGAAAGUAGUAAUCGUUACUACAUUGCGACUUGAUUUAUUUUUUUAUA
Folsomia candida is the source of this 1731-nucleotide messenger RNA. RefSeq names its product inactive peptidyl-prolyl cis-trans isomerase FKBP6. The record is from RefSeq and is a predicted model, not a curated record. NCBI's taxonomy places the organism in Eukaryota, Metazoa, Arthropoda, Collembola, Entomobryomorpha, Isotomidae. Gene Ontology annotation, molecular function: protein binding; peptidyl-prolyl cis-trans isomerase activity. The transcript is spliced from 6 exons. Bases 275 to 1633 code for a protein of 452 amino acids.